Messenger RNA from Alternaria postmessia, 1512 nucleotides. RefSeq lists its product as uncharacterized. Gene Ontology annotation, molecular function: RNA binding. The coding region runs from base 1 to 1512 and encodes 503 amino acids. The transcript is spliced from 5 exons. Gene Ontology annotation, cellular component: nucleus. Lineage: Eukaryota; Fungi; Ascomycota; Dothideomycetes; Pleosporales; Pleosporaceae. The record is from RefSeq and is a predicted model, not a curated record.
AUGCGCCGCGCUUGCCCCUUCGAGCUCAUCAUCCGUCUUGUCCAAUACACAACCAUCGGCACCUUGUCGCGCACGCAGAACUCCAGUACAGACGGCUUGUCCGUAGUCACUCAUUUGCAUCCGAAUCCCACCGAUCGCGACUCCUCUCGUCCGCCCUACGCCGUCACCGCGCCCGCCAGCAGCACCGCAGCAUUGACGACAGCCGGCGAAUCACCCUACCCACCUCCCUUCUCCUCCCUCUUCUUCCCGUCCGAGGACGCUGAAGAACGCAGCAAGCUCGGUGAAACCACAGAAGACGAAUCGCCUCCCGCAUUCACAUCUGCGCCUGCCUUUACCGAGUCAUCCUCGUCUGCUGCCGCCGUAGCUGCCACUAAAGCCGCCCUCCCAUCCGACUCCAAAGACGGCUCUAGUAGCAAAGACGUCGACGACGGAGAACCACCGCCGCCCUACAGCGAAGGAUCAAGCCCGCUCGAGUCUUUCACAUACGUAAUGGCAUCCGCAGGAGGUCCCGCGAGUAUCAUUACUCAGGUGUCGCAAACAACAAACGCAGGACCGCCAAUCAACACACUCGGUGGAUCAGAUGAAAACAUUACUUUGGAAUUGAGGGGCACGCGGUUUACUCUGUCGCGAGACGAGCUUUUGACUCUCCCUGAGUUCGUCCUCCUCUCCCUCUUUCCCAAUGGCCUGCUCCCAGAUGGGCACAUGAACUCCUACCACGAUGGAGAUGUAUACCCAGUCGACGUUGGUAACCCCACUUCUUCUUCUUCUUCCCCUUCCAUUCCCUUGGCUCCAGCAGCUAAGAUCCUGUACCACCUUUCCAACCCCGCAUUAUAUUUAUCUGACAAUAUCUAUCCUUCACAGUAUGAUCCAAACUCUUUACAGUACAUGUUGGAGUUCUUCCGCACUGUAGCUCAGACCAUUCCCGCGUCUCCUCCUUCGCCGACCGCUGCUCCCGACCAUGCUGCCGAAGCUGUACCUAUCGAGCCUAUGCAUGGCUCCGCUAGGGACAUGCUACAGGAUCGCGCUGGUAUAAUUGUCCUUCGCGAGGACCUCGACUUCUACGCUAUCCCGCCGCACCGCGAUAUAACUCAGCCUGAGAUGAUUGAAGUUAAGCGAGCUGCAGGUGAGGCACUGCUAAGACAAGAUGGUAUCUUCUCCGGCCUCAGGAAGAGCGAAGAACCAGGAACGACCGAGCAGCACCUCAUCGAGAUGUUGACCGCAGGCGGCUUCAACCACGACGACCGAUGGGGCCAUCGUGCCGGCGAGCCUAACAAAGCCGUCAUUUGCAGCAUCGCCCUUGCACGCCUGAGAACGGACAUUAAGGGUAACGAUCUUGCUAAUAGCAACGCUGUUGGUAUGGCGCAGAAGCUGCUCCUCUUCUGGAGGAAACCCGCUCGCCGCUGCUGGUGGGAAGGUGUUGAGCUCGACAACGUUAGAGGUGUCGAAGGCAAGCUCAAGGUGUGGAUAAGGAGAGUCUGGACGCUCGAAAUGAGCGUUAUCGGCCUUCGCUAA